Messenger RNA from Rhipicephalus microplus (southern cattle tick), 696 nucleotides. RefSeq lists its product as uncharacterized. The record is from RefSeq and is a predicted model, not a curated record. NCBI's taxonomy places the organism in Eukaryota, Metazoa, Arthropoda, Arachnida, Ixodida, Ixodidae.
UGCCUGCCUUCAGAUUCACGGAUGGCGGAGGCAGCAAAACGUCGUCGUCUUGCCGAAGUAUUUGACGAGCUAGACGAUGUCAGCAGCGAUAGCUGCUGGAGCUCUACGUCCGAGUCGAGUUCAAGCAGCAGCGACGAUGACGACGAAGUGUAUGCAGCAGCGUUUCAGCAGCUCUUUUCUCUGCCAGAGCGAAGGCCGAAAGUGGAAGCAUAUGUUACAAAGACGGUGGCUAGCUACUCCGACGAGGAGUUCAAAAGAAAUUUCCGCGUCACGCGGCCGGUCGUGGACUUCUUGGCAGCAGAAUUCGCCAAGUCACCGCACUGCCCUCAGAACAGUGAUCAUGGUGGCCUGCCUGCCAAGUCGGCUGAAGAACACAUUCUCUCCUUUCUUUGGUAUGCAGCCAACAAAGCAUGCAUUAGAGAUGUCGCUGGCCGCUUUGAAGUCGCAGAAAGCACUCACCACAGAAUGAUGGGCCGAGUAACUGCAUUCCUGCUCGACAUAGCACCGAAUGUAAUCAAGUUCCCCAGUGACCUGCAGAAGCUUGCUGUGGAUUUUGAGAAGCUGUCGGGAUUCCCAGACACAAUUGGGUGUGUUGACGGAAGCUACAUGCCUAUCAGGUGCCCAGCCAGGAAAGUGCGAUCUGUUUUAUAUAAACCGGCACCAUUACCUAUCCUUGACACUUCAAGGUGUUUGUGA